CUCGUCGCUUUCACCAACUAUAACAUAAAUCGCCGAGAUUUCUUCUUCAGAAUUUCAUACCGAUCCCUUGUUCAUUCGACGCCAUGACUCAGGUCACUCCUCUUCAGUCAUACCUUCGACCACGAACAAGUCGAAUACUGCCGCUGUGGAAGUUAUCAUACUUGCUUCAGCUGGCAAGUCCUGUGCUACUACUUGGUCUUGCUGUAUACAGCUUCAUGACGCACACUCCCGCCCCAAACGCAAAAUUUACUGGUGAAGAGUUCCUGCCAGUAGUGUUGAUACCACAACCUCUGAUUCAUUUCUCCCUCCUGUACUUUACCGACUUCACAUUUAAACUUCCAAGAUUGCCCGAGAACAAGAAUGCAGACGAAAUUGCGUCUCUCGUCGAAACAUACAUAGAUCCCAAACGUGGUACAGCAUUUCUCUCGACCCGAAGGCAACAAAUCGAAGACUUUGCGCUGUACUUGGCAGACCCCAAUCGACAUGCUGGCAAUCUAUUUUCCCGAACACGCAAUACAGUCCUUGGCUCUUUCUAUCUCGCGUUAUUCUUGUUUACGUGGUCAAUGCUCUAUGCUCUCGACAUAUGCGUUGUCGGUGGCUGCAACAUUGUCUGGAAGCUCUUAAUGUGGACCGAGUUUUGUCUCAUGACAUUCUCGGUGCUGAUUUACGCAAUUGAGACGCCAUGGUACUUGCAUAUGGGUCGCUUAGCAAGGAACAUCAGGAUGGAAUGUAUGUGUGUUCACUCGGAAAAGGCAAUUCUAGGAAAGGAGAGUUUGGCAGAAAUCAUCGAACGUCUUCUGGAACUUUUCGAAGAUGAGAAUGUGGAUAGAGACGAGAGGCGAAACGUGAUUCGGGCAUCCAUUCGGGACGAUGACCGUCAGGGAUGGGGUGUUUUUGGCCGGGGUGAGAAAAGGGUUCUGUUAGUCUAA
This is a messenger RNA of Mollisia scopiformis, 929 nucleotides long. RefSeq lists its product as uncharacterized. The transcript has a single exon. Lineage: Eukaryota; Fungi; Ascomycota; Leotiomycetes; Helotiales; Mollisiaceae. The coding region runs from base 84 to 929 and encodes 281 amino acids. The record is from RefSeq and is a predicted model, not a curated record.